UCAUUUGAAACAUUUUCCUGCUCACGCACAAUAGGGCCAUUCGCAUUCUUAACAACCUCCCUCAGUGUGACCCUUUUUCUCUUGUCUCUGUGGUUUGGGGUUUCUGGUAACCUGGAUUCGCCGGCUAUCCGCUUGGGUAAACAUUCUCAUUUACUCCAGACAGUAUGACACAAAGGUCUCGGGAAACAUCAUUUCUAAUCACAGCCGGUCAGGGAGGGGACGGGACGGCAGAGAAAAGAAAUACGGAGAGCCUUUGAGCACUGAAUGAGCUGAAGCCGAAUGACGUUAUUUGUUUUGUCAUUCCUGGACCAAUGGGGAAACACUUGCUUUUGGAAUACAGAAGGUUUAGAUCCCUCAGGAAGUUUAAGUCUGACGCCCUUGAAGAAAAGUCUGGCAAGAGGGGCCCUUUAUGCAGUGGUUCUCAAACUGGGGGGCCCUAAAAUGGAUCCAGGGGGCCACAGAUUAUAUAACAUUUUAUGAAAUAUUUGUUUUUAAAAAGUAUGUUUUUAUGUUUUAUAGUGCUUGGGUGUGUUCUUUGACUAAAAGAAAAUGUUAUGUCAUCACUGCAAAGAAUCUUUUAAUCACGUUUGUUUGUAGUGUUCAUGAUCUCUCUAGCUGUCCUUCCUAAUUCUGGUCAGGGGCCCUUCUCUAAUAUUUCUAACACACUCAGUCCCGUUCCUUUAACGGGAUAAUUCGAAUCAGGUGUGUGAGAUAAAAGAAACAUCUGAAAUAUGCGGUGCUGUGGGCCAUGACAGAACUGUUUUGGAAGUCUCCCUUAUCUACAGACGGAGUGGGGGUUGCCAGGUUCAAGGAACAACGUGACUCUCGCUCAAAAGGAAUAAAAACUAGUCAUAAAAUAAAAUCGCAUUCUUUUUAUUUUAAUUACUUCACUUUAAUUGUUUCAUCAAUGUUGUUUGUAUGGAUUUUGUGCAUAAAUAUUUAUUUAUAAUGGUACAUUUCAAUUAUGCGGAAAAAGGCCGAGUCUGGCAACGCGCAGCCUGUGCGGCCUCGACACGUGUUAAAUCCGACAUCGCCAUCUCGUGGCGAGACGUUUAAAUGUUAAAUUCUUACAUGGUUUAAUGGCGUCAUAUCUAUUUAUAAAUGAUUCUCGUCAUUUCCAGUAGGGAUAAAUAGAUCGAUAUAUCGGUCCUGUCCCCAUGUCGUAAUUGUUAUAUUCUCAGGAGAGCCACGCGGAGUCCUAAACACAUAUUUGGGUGAUAUUAAACGGACAGCACACAUUGGUUGAUGUACGUCUGUCAAACUGAAGGGAACAGGUGGGUAAAGCUUUGUGUUCACAGCGAAAGACCCCAAGCCUCCUUCACCUUGAGAUUGGGAACCCAGAGGGAGCGCGCGACCAAAGACGUUCGGUUGACCUUUAAUCUCAUCAAGAGACGCUCGAGGAGAGCAAUCUGUGCCAGAAGAUAAAUCGGAUCGACUCUGAACCGCCGCCUACACAACCAGAUGAGCGGUCCAUUCAAUUACAAGAGAUAUAAGUAUGAACUUUAAAGGACUGUGCCCUGCGAAAGGGUGCGUCCAUUGACCCAUCAACUCAGCGGUGACACAUCUUGCAUCCAAAAAAUAGACACGCUUGGGAUAAAACCGGGUUGCAAUGUCUUUGGUUUCGGGUAAAAUGGCUGGAUGGACCGCACAGGUCUCAGCAACGUUUCUUUUCUAUCUCUUUCUGACUGCUUCGGCCACCAGGCCCAAAGGUCCAGGCCACACGCAUCUGAACUCGAUCAGGAUUGAUGGAGACAUUUCUUUGGGCGGCCUGUUUCCAGUGCACGCUCGAGGGCACGAGGGCAAACCGUGCGGCGAGAUAAAAAAGGAAAAGGGCAUCCAUCGUCUGGAAGCUAUGCUGUUCGCACUGGACCGAAUCAACAACGACCACGAACUGCUUCCUAACAUUACGCUGGGAGCCCGUAUUUUGGACACGUGCUCGCGGGACACCCACGCUCUGGAGCAGUCACUUACUUUUGUCCAGGCGCUCAUUGAGAAAGACGGAACGGACGUGAAGUGUCAGGGUGGAGGAUCGCCCAUCAUUACCAAACCUGAGAGGGUGGUGGGUGUCAUCGGAGCGUCGUCCAGUUCUGUAUCCAUAAUGGUGGCGAAUAUCCUCCGCUUGUUUAAGAUCCCGCAGGUGAGUUAUGCCUCCACGACGUCCGAGCUGAGCGACAACACGCGCUAUGACUUCUUCUCGCGCGUGGUUCCUCCGGACACUUACCAGGCGCAGGCUAUGGUGGAUAUUGUCAGGGCCAUGCGCUGGAACUACGUCUCCACGGUGGCGUCAGAGGGCAAUUACGGAGAGAGUGGCGUGGACGCCUUCAUUCAAAAGUGCCGGGAAGACGGGAGCGUGUGUAUCUCACAGUCUGUGAAGAUCCCUCGAGAGCCAAAAGUCGGAGAGUUUGAUAAGAUUAUUCAAAGACUGGGAGAGAAUCCGAACGCAAGGGUUGUUAUUGUUUUUGCAAACGAAGAUGAUAUUAGGCGGCUGCUGCAGGCGGCAAAGAAUGCCAAUCAGACGGGUCACUUCCUGUGGGUGGGGUCAGAUAGCUGGGGCUCCAAGAUAGCACCUGUACUUCACCAAGAGGAGAUGGGAGAAGGAGCCGUCACCAUCCUACCCAAACGGCAGUCCAUCAGAGGCUUCGAUCGCUACUUCACCAGCCGAACGCUCGAGAACAACCGGAGGAAUAUCUGGUUCGCCGAGUUCUGGGAGAACAACUUCGGCUGCAAGCUCAGUCGUCACGCCUUGAAGAAGGGGUCGGGAAUAAAGAAAUGCACAAAUCAAGAGAGGAUCGGGAAAGAUUCGUCGUACGAGCAGGAGGGCAAAGUGAUGUUCGUGAUCGACGCCGUGUACGCCAUGGCCCACGCCCUCCACAACAUGCACAAAGACCUCUGUACCGGCAAGGUUGGACUGUGCUCGAAAAUGGACCCCGUCGACGGAGCCCUUCUGCUGAAGUACAUCCGCAACGUCAAGAUAGCAGGCAUAGCCGGCAAUCCAGUGCAGUUCAAUGAGAACGGAGAUGCUCCGGGCCGCUACGAUAUCUACCAGUAUCAGAUGAAGAACAAAACAUCCGACUAUAAAAUCAUCGGCCACUGGACAGACCAACUUUACCUAAACACGAGAAUAAUGCAGUGGCCGGGUGGAGAGAAGCAGGUGCCAACAUCCAUAUGCAGUCCGCCGUGCAAACCAGGAUGGCGCAAGAAGAUAGUGAAGGGCAUUUCCUGCUGCUGGCACUGCGAACGCUGCGACGGGUACCAGUACCAGGCCGACACGUACAACUGCAAGAUGUGCCGCUUCGAUUUGAGGCCCAACAAAAACCACACUGGUUGUCAGCCCAUCCCCAUCGUGAAGCUGGAGUGGAGCUCUCCAUGGGCCGUCAUCCCCGUCCUGAUCGCCAUCCUGGGCAUCAUAGCCACUCUUUUCGUGGUGGUCACCUUCGUCCGCUACAACGACACGCCAAUCGUCAAAGCGUCGGGACGGGAACUCAGCUACGUCCUGCUCACCGGCAUCUUUCUUUGUUACGCGACCACGUUCCUGAUGAUCUCCACCCCUGACGUAGGGAUUUGUUCCCUGCGGCGGAUUUUCCUCGGCCUGGGAAUGAGCAUCAGCUACGCGGCGCUGCUCACCAAAACCAACCGGAUAUAUCGGAUUUUCGAGCAGGGGAAAAUGACGAUCAGCACUCCGCGAUUCAUCAGUCCGGCCUCGCAGCUGGCCAUCACCUUCAGCCUGACCUCGGUCCAGCUCCUGGGGGUGUGCAUCUGGUUCGCAGUGGACCCGUCCCAAGCCCUCAUUGACUACGAGGACCAGCGUACGGUGGAUCCAGAGAUGUCCCGCGGAGUUCUAAAGUGCGACAUAUCGGACUUGUCGCUCAUCUGCCUUCUGGGAUACAGCAUGCUGCUGAUGGUCACGUGCACGGUGUACGCCAUCAAGACGCGCGGGGUGCCCGAGACCUUCAACGAGGCCAAGCCCAUCGGCUUCACCAUGUACACCACGUGCAUCAUUUGGCUCGCCUUCAUCCCCAUUUUCUUCGGGACGUCUCAGUCGACAGAAAAGAUGUACAUACAAACCACCACACUGACCAUCUCGGUGAGUUUGAGCGCAUCCGUGUCUCUGGGAAUGCUCUACAUGCCGAAGGUCUACGUGGUGCUGUUCCACCCGGAGCAGAACGUGACCAAGCGCAGCACUCGCAGCCUGAAGGCCGUCGUCACCGCCGCCACCAUGUCCAACAAAUUCAACCCUAAAUCCAGCCUGAGACCCAACGGAGAAGCCAAAUCUGAGCUCUGUGAGAGCCUGGAAACUCAGGAACUCAGCAGUAAACAAACAUACAUCAGCUACAGCAACCAUGCAAUCUAGGUAAGUGAUAAAAGGCCACGGCGAAAUCCCAGAAGUGACCCCUGGAAGAUAGCAUUUCAAGAUAAAUCACUCUCACGCUAACCAGACAGAAGUGAGACAGCCGAAGGUUUGAAGACCCCACAGACACGUUUCCAUUAACCAAGCUUACGUGAAGUCACAUCGGGAACGUCUCGGGAGGCCGUGACUGUUGAGACGGCGAUGUGUCGGAAUGACGGUUGUCACCCAGACAAUUCCAUUACAGCUUGCUUUAUCUAUUCCAAAUGUCAUUGUUAAGGUGAAACUCACUAAUUAAGGACCACAUGUCAGUGUCUGCCGUCUCAUUGAUGCUAACACUAUGUGGUGGCUUCAAAAAAUGAAAAAAAAAAAACUGUAAAAAACAUCAAUUGGAGCUUUAUUUCCCCUCUUGUUUUCUCCUUGGUGAAGACAACAGCAAAGACAGAGAUCAUUGUUUACCGAUAUUGAGCAUGCUGGUUUUGACAUCCUGUGCUGUGUUGUUUUUUCUUUCUUUCUUAUCUUUUUUUUUUAAUGAACCUUUCUGGAAUGCUGUUGAACUAUGUCGCUGUAUUGUUACCUCACCAUGGGCCUUGUGAAACCGUUGAAGAUGUACGAAGUGCUCUUUGGAGUAAUGUUUGCUUGUGCACACCGUUGAGGAACUCGAAAUUGCCCUGUUGUCGAAAUGAUCUGUAGCGCGUCCACGAAAUCCCAAAUCACGAUGUAGGUGUGACCGCUCGAGGUACUGAAAUCCACGUCCACCGAACCGGAAAAGAGCGAGUACCGUUCAUAACAAUUCAGCAAGAAAUGCAAAGCAUCACCGGGCAAGUUCCAGAUGGAGGGCGGUGGAGAGAGACGUGCUAUUUGUCUCUUUAGAUGUUUGUGAUUUUAAGAUUCAGUUCUUAUGAUUUCUCCGAUAUUCUUUGUUUUUUGCACUGUUCGUGCUGCGGAAUAAAAUGUCUAUGUUGACCGUGAUAAAUGGCAACUUAAUGUGUGUUCCUGAUUGCUAAUGUUUGCUUUUCAUCCUAAAGAAAAAAAGUCAGAAACAGUGCCUGAAAUAACGUAUUUGUAAAAUAAGACAUAUGAGGUAUGUGAAGCAUGUUAAUUUUUAUACAUAAAUAAUUUCUAAUAAAGAAAUUUUUC
Molecule: messenger RNA, 5485 nt
Organism: Triplophysa rosa
Lineage: Eukaryota; Metazoa; Chordata; Actinopteri; Cypriniformes; Nemacheilidae
Gene: grm4
Product: glutamate receptor, metabotropic 4
Exons: 13
Coding region: 1610-4351 (913 amino acids)
Biological process (GO): G protein-coupled glutamate receptor signaling pathway; regulation of synaptic transmission, glutamatergic
Cellular component (GO): membrane
Molecular function (GO): adenylate cyclase inhibiting G protein-coupled glutamate receptor activity
Source: RefSeq, a predicted model, not a curated record